ACUCAGCUCUGGGGUCCACCUUAGCCUUACAUCUGGCCAGGCCCUCAGCAGCAGAGUCCCUCGGGUCCUAAGAGCAGCACAGAGGAAAUGGUCAAGGUUGGCCAGCAAUACAAAUAGACAAGGAUUCCUUGGACCUUUUAGAAUCAGCUGUCUCAUUGAAGUCCCAAGAGCUCUAAAGGCAGAGGCGCACCAUGGAGGGCGACUGUCUGAGCUGCAUGAAGUAUCUGAUGUUUGUUUUCAAUUUCUUCAUAUUUCUGGGGGGUGCCUGCCUGCUGGGCGUCGGGAUCUGGGUCAUGGUGGACCCCACGGGGUUUCGAGAGAUUGUGGCUGCUAACCCCCUCCUCUUCACGGGCGCCUACAUCCUGCUGGCCAUGGGGGCCCUGCUUUUCCUACUCGGUUUCCUAGGCUGCUGUGGAGCCAUCCGGGAAAACAAGUGUUUGCUACUCUUCUUUUUCCUGUUCAUCUUGUUAAUAUUCCUGGCGGAGCUCUCAGCAGCCAUCCUGGCCUUCAUCUUCAGAGAAAACCUAACAAGAGAGUUCUUCACCAAGGAGCUGACCAAGCAUUAUCAGGGAAGCAACGAGACAGAUGUCUUCUCCGCUACCUGGAACUCAGUCAUGAUCACGUUUGGUUGCUGUGGGGUCAAUGGACCCGAAGACUUUAAAGCCGCCCCAGUUUACCGCUUCCUGAAUUUCAAUGGGGAUGAAGUCCCAGAGGCAUGCUGCCGGAGAGAGCCCCAGAGCCGGGAUGGCAUGCUGGUCAACAGGGAGGAGUGCCUCUUGGGAAGAGAUCGCUCCUUGAACAAACAGGGCUGCUACACUGUGAUCCUCAAUUCCUUUGAGACGUACGUAUAUCUUGCUGGAGCCCUGGCCAUCGGGGUGUUGGCUAUUGAGCUGUUCGCCAUGAUCUUUGCCAUGUGCCUCUUCCGGGGGAUCCAGUAAAGAGGAUCCUGACCCUCCCAUUCCUGGUGAUUGCUAACCCUGCCUUGCCUCCUCCCCUCCCUACAGUCCCCACCCCUGCCUGCCUGCCUGAUCCAGACAAAGCAAAGCUGGCAGGGGGCGGGUGGUGGGGAUGGCGAGAAGUGGGGCAGUUAAAUAGCUAUUUUUUUUAACAAGAAGAAAUGAAGAAAGGAAAAAAAAAAGAUUGUUGUAACAUAUACUUGGCCAAGGAGAUAGCCCAGAAUCAGAGGUGCUGUGCCCUGGACGUGAGCACUGGGCUUCUCCCUAAGGGCACCCUGCGCAGGGACCAGGAGCCAGAAGCCAACCAGACAUGGAUUGCACUGAAGACCAAAGGAGCAUUGGCAGCAUGGUGGGGGGGGGAGGCAUCUCCAGCAUUCCUUCUCCUUGUACAGCUAGACCCCAUGACCAUCCCUCAGGGUCAAUCUCGUGAACUAUGUUUGACCAUGUUUGACUAGGCCAAGGAGAUAGCAAGGGGAAGGGGCAAGAGAUGGAUCUUAUGUUCCAAGGCAGGAAGGAGAAAGAGAGGGAAGCUGAAAAGGCCAGCAAAAAAGACUCUGCCCUUCUGGGAAGAAGGCCAAAAGCCAGGCAAUCAUGGAAAUACAGUGUCAUCCAGAAAGACUUGAGUUCAAAUGGGAAUUCACCUGGGGAGGAGGGGUUGGAUGGGGGGGCUGGGGGUAGGGAUGGAAGAGGGGAGCAUGUCCUAAAGCAGAGAUUUUUGAGGAUAUUUGGAUAGAAGAAACUGGGGUGAGUCUCUGUUCCCUCUAAGAAAGGGCCCGGGGUUGAUAAUUAUCACCACCUUACUUCUGGCUACCCCCUCACACCUCAACUGGGAAAAGCCCAGUUGAUAGGAUCGUGGGUCAAAGAGCCAGAAGGGAAGUGGGAGACGAACUUGCAGGUAAAGCUCAGAGCCCCUGUGCGCUUUGCCCAAGAUCACACAGACAGGAUCUGAACUCUCUGUCUUGUCCUGUUUUGACUCUAUCCUAUGACUCCCUUACUGGAAGCCAUCCACAAGAAUAGUCAACCAAGCAGGGUUUGGGGUAAGGGGUUGCUGAGGGCACCCCAUUGCUGGCAGAAGCAUCUUCACCUCUCUCUGCUGCUGCCCUCCACCCUCCAGUCCCUACAUUCCACCCCUCUCAUAUCAACCUUGCUCUGUGGAGAGGAGAUAAAAUCAGAGGAGUAUAACCCCCCCCUUUCACUUCCUCCCUCCAGAGCUAAAACUAGGGUGGAGCAGCCAAGCUUUACUCCAGAGUGGAGAAUUUAGAAGUAGCCACAUCCCCUUCCUGAGGGCUUGUCACUGUUGGCCUCACCCAUUGGCACAUGCUCAGCUCUGGCCCUAGCAGCAACAGCACCGUGCUUUCCUUGUCCUCAGACGUCUUACUCCCUACAGGGCAGAAACUUCAGGGUACAUGUACAUCUCCCCUCUUGCUGUACACUGGGGCUGCGCCUGUCUCCUUUGGGCUGUCUCCUCUCUCUUACCCUUCUCUUUCCACGUGAACUGUCCAUUCUUCUGCCCUCCUCCUGAUAAGUCCAGAGGAUAAGGCUGCGCCCAAGAAGAGUAUCCAGGGUCCCUGAAGGAAUGCCAUCCAGGCCCAAGAAGUAAAAACAAAUCCCUCCCCAAGAAGGGCCCUGGUAAGAAAGGAAAACAGAGGCUGCAGGGAGGACCCAAAAGCCUUUUUCUGAGGAAACAGGAUGAGACCCUAGAAUGAGCCAGGACAGCUCCUCAGGGGUGCAGGGAGGAGUUUGGGGGGGGACGCCGGUAUCCCUUCUAGACCAGAUUCAGAGUGGGGCAGAUGGGAAGCUUUUCUCCUCUCCUCCUGGCUUUUCCCAUACUCAAAUGAGCCUUCAACCAAUCCUAUCAAGAGGGGGAUGGGAGUCGAGGGUGAGGGAGUGGGGUUGGUGGGAGAUUCAAUUCCAGCAUAGGCUGCCAAUUGUGUUAGAAACCAGUGCCCCUUUCACAAGCUACUGUCUCUUUGGAGAAAAAAGGAAAAUUUUGGUGGGAAGGGUAGGGGCAGGCUCUGGGGGUCCCCACUAGGCCCAGGGCCCGGAGCUGCUGCUGCUGGUUGUUUUUAGUAAUCAUCCCCCUGCCCCACUCCCCCCAAUCCUGACUUGCCCCUUUUCCCUUCUUUCUGUCAUUAUCUAACUGGAGGCCCUAACACAACGGGGCCCUCCCAACCUCCCUCCCCCAGCCCAGUCUCCUGCCACGUGAAAUACGUUGAAAGUCUAUUUUGAAAAUUGUAAAUGUUCCUUGGAGUAGAUAGCAGAGCUAAUUUAUCAUGUAUUCCCUCCCAUCAGGCUUUUUUUAUAUUGGGGAGUUUUUUUUGUAAUAUAAAACAGAACACGCAUUGAAUGUUCUGCACCAGUCUUUGUGUCUGUUUCUUAAAAAAUAAAUAAAUAACUGCAUACAUAAAUGGUGACCAUGAA
Messenger RNA from Phascolarctos cinereus (koala), 3377 nucleotides. RefSeq names its product tetraspanin 18 (gene TSPAN18). Lineage: Eukaryota; Metazoa; Chordata; Mammalia; Diprotodontia; Phascolarctidae. Gene Ontology annotation, cellular component: plasma membrane. The record is from RefSeq and is a predicted model, not a curated record.